Molecule: messenger RNA, 1433 nt
Organism: Hydractinia symbiolongicarpus
Lineage: Eukaryota; Metazoa; Cnidaria; Hydrozoa; Anthoathecata; Hydractiniidae
Product: LDL receptor repeat-containing protein egg-1-like
Source: RefSeq, a predicted model, not a curated record
GCAAAAACGAGUCAACAUGGAAAAGAGCUGCCUGAAAUGUAAAUUCUCUUUAUCUUUAGAAAAUUUUAGGAUCAAACGCGACGGUCAACCAACAAAAAUGUGCAUCAAGUGCUUAAACGUAGACAAGACAUCAAAGGAGCGUACAAAAUGCCUGCAUCAAAGGCAGAGAUCCCGUUGCAAGGACUGUGGGGGAGGUGCAAUUUGUGAACAUGAAAGGCAAAGAUCAACGUGUAAAGAAUGCAGGGGAAUUCGGAUUUGCCACUAUGAAAAAAGGAGAUCCCAAUGUAAAGAAUGUAAGGGUGGAAGCAUAUGCCAUCAUCAAAGGUUGAGGUCUCGCUGCAAAGAGUGCGGGGGUGGAAGCAUCUGUGAACAUGAAAAACAGAGGUCCUAUUGCAAAGACUGUAAGGGAAGUCAGUAUUGCCACCAUGAAAGGUUGAGGUCCCAGUGUAAAGAAUGCAGGGUAAGUCAGAUUUGCCACCAUGAAAAAAGAAGAUCCCAAUAUAAAGAAUGUAAGGGUGGAAAUUGCCAUCAUCAAAGGUUGAGGUCUCGCUGCAAAGAGUGAGGGGGUGGAAGCAUCUGUGAACAUAAAAAACAGAGGUCCUAUUGCAAAGCCUGUAAGGGAAUUCAGCAUUGCCACCAUGAAAGGUUGAGGUUCCAGUGUAAAGAAUGCAGGGGAAGUCAGAUUUGCCACCAUGAAAAAAGGAGAUCCCAAUGUAAAAAAUGUAAGGGUGGAAAUUGCCAUCAUCAAAGGGUGAGGUCCUCCUGUAAAGAGUGCAAAGGCAGCCAGAUUUGCCCCCAACAAAGGGUAAGGACCUAUUGCAAAGACUGCAAGGAAAGUCAGUAUUGCCACCAUGAAAAGCAGAGACGAUAUUGCCCCAUUUGCGACCCCCCACCCUCGGCCAUCUAGCUCAUAAUGUAAGCAGCCGAGCCCCCAAGGGUUUACAAAAAAACAAGGAACUCAGCUCCCAGGAGUACCUAGGUUGUGGUAUGGCUACGCUGUGGGCCCAUAUUGAAGCCCAGGUUUCCAGGGUAUGACUUGGGACAAUUGCCGUAGGGGAUGGCAUAUCGAUCACAAAAUCCCGCUCCGUUAUCGUAAAAUGGCGAUGAUCCGACGCUUGUUAAGGUUGGUAGGAGAUUGCACUACACCAACACUCAACCCAUGUGGGCAAGUGAAAACAUGCCAAAGGGCAAUCGUGUCGUCUCAGAAUAAAGAGACAUGGCAACAAUAGCUGUUAUUGUUGCAGGUGUGGCCAUACACGCCCUCGCAUUUUCAGGUACAAAUGUUCUAAUUUCUAAACUCGCAGGGCAUGGCGAGGCGGAGCGCAUGCGUCAUGACCGUGCGAUAGAGCGAUUAAAUGCAGCACAGGCAGAGUGGAUACGGAAGAGGCAAGCCAAACUUGAUUGGUUUAAUGAGCAACGUGAACUGCAAAUAA